Molecule: messenger RNA, 3471 nt
Organism: Chlorella variabilis
Lineage: Eukaryota; Viridiplantae; Chlorophyta; Trebouxiophyceae; Chlorellales; Chlorellaceae
Exons: 19
Coding region: 1-3471 (1156 amino acids)
Biological process (GO): transmembrane transport
Cellular component (GO): plasma membrane
Molecular function (GO): purine nucleobase transmembrane transporter activity
Source: RefSeq, a predicted model, not a curated record
AUGUCUGCUAGCAACAGUGGGGGAGGCCAGGACAGCGAGGAGGAGCCCAGGCCGCCGCUCUUCACUAGGUUGGCCAGCAGGGGGCGGCGUGGCGUGGCGGCGGUCGGCGAUGCCGCCACCAACGCGUUGUCCGCCACCAAGGAUGGCCUGGACUCAAUGCGGGAUGGCGCCCACAAAGUUGCCAUCCACAUGGACAAGUGGGCCGCCGAUGGCGUGGUGGGGCGCACCUUUCGAUUCAAGGAGCGUUCAGCCAAAUUUACCACGGAGCUGCGGGCGGGGGUCAUCACCUUUCUGAUGGUGUCGUACAUCUUGGCCGUGAACCCCUCCAUCCUGGCAACCACGGGCGGCACGUGCGACCCCAAAGAAGUCUGCUCGACGGACGACUUCGACCUGCUGGGUCCCCAGUGCCUGUCCAACCCUGUUGACGAGGGUGCGCAGCAGUGCAUGGCGCAACUGAUGCGCAGCCUCAUCACCGCCACCGCCGCCUCCUCCCUCAUCUCCACCUUCUUCAUCGGCUACUUUGGAAACCUGCCACUUGCGCUGGCGCCCGGCAUCGGCAUCACGGCAUACGUGGCAUACCAGGUGGUGGGGCAGCACGGCAUGGGGCAGCUGUCGUACCAGCAGACCAUGACGGCAGUGUUUGUGGAGGGCUUCAUCUUUGUUGUGCUGUCGGUCACGGGCGUGCGCGGCGGCAUCAUCAAGUUCAUGCCCAAGUCCAUCGCCAUGGCCUCUUCAGUUGGCAUCGGCAUGCUGCUGGCCUUCACCGGGCUGCGCAACAUGGGGCUCAUCGUGUAUGACUCUGCCACGCUGCUCACGCUGGGCGGCUGCCCCAGCAACCGGCGAAACUUCCUGUACGCAUUUGACGAGCCGAUCACAUCCGACAUGCUGGCCAACCUCACCUUUGCCGCCUUCCCGCCCCCCGCCUCUGUGUACGGCUGCUUGGACGAUUCGAUGCGGUCUCCCACGAUGUGGCUGGGCAUUGCGGGCGGAUUCCUGAUGUGCAUCCUGCUGUAUAUGGGCAUCAAGGGCUCGCUCAUCCUGGGCAUCCUGUUUGUUACUGUCAUCUCCUGGAUUCCGGGGCACGGCGCCUCCUACCUGGGAGCCAGCUCGCCCAUACCAGGCGGCGAGGCGCGGAUGGAUGUGUUUAAGCAAGUCGUGGCGGCCCCAACCCUAAGCGCCACGGGGCUGGCCUGGGACUGGUCAGCCUUUGGCGAUGGCAAGCUUUGGCUAGCCCUUUUCACCUUCCUGUACAUUGACCUGCUGGACUGCACCGGCACCCUGCUUUCUAUGGCGCGCCUGCUCGACUUCAACAUGCCAGGCUUCCUGUCUGAGAACAUGGAGUUUCCGGGGCAGAUGUGGGCCUUCCUGUCGGACGGCAUCGGCAUCGUCAGCGGCUCCAUGAUGGGCACCACCUCCCUCACAGUCUACAUUGAGUCGGCGGCGGGCAUCGAGGAUGGCGGGCGUACCGGGCUGACGGCCGUGGUUGUGUCCUUCUUCUUCCUGGCCUCCCUCUUCCUAUCCCCCAUCAUCGCCUCCAUCCCGCCCUAUGCCACCGGCCCCGCGCUGGUGCUGGUGGGCACCAUCCUGCUAGGCCACAUUGCGCACAUUGAGUGGGACGACAUUGGCGUCGCCAUCCCCGCCUUCCUCACCAUGGUGCUCAUGCCCUUCACCUACUCUGUGGCAUACGGCGUGAUUGCCGGGCUGGUGAGCUACCUGGCCAUCCACGCGCCCUUCUGGCUCACAGACUAUAUACGCAAGCGCUGGUGGCCUAGCAGCAGCGUCGGCUCGCCGCGCUCGUCCCGUGCACGCCGCAGGAGCAAGGCGGGGUAUCACAUGCGCAAGACGUUUGGGCCGCAGGAGGACCCGCCGUCGCGCGCCGACAGCUUUGUGGGCGGCCCUUGGUACGACGACAGCUACCACACGCAGGAUAGCCGGCGCUCCGCGCUACCCACCUCCAUGCUGCAGCACAUGGUGGGCGGCACGGCACCGGGCACGGCGGCUGGCAGUGUGCCCAACAGCCUCCAACCUGCCCGCUCCAACCCACCCAGCGUCAUCAACAUGUUUUUCCCGGAUAACAGCAUGCGAGGUGGCGGCACUGUCCACAGCUUGCGACGCGCAAGCGGCAACAUUGGCGGCUAUGGGCGUUCGGGCUCCUACGGCGGCACCGCGGUGCGGGGGCCAGCAGGGCGCCAUGGCAUCAGCGACCUUGGCUCGGGCGAAGACCUGCAUUUGAAACAGCAGAGCAGCAGCGAUCAUGGUGGGGGGCUGUUCAAGCUGUUCCCAGAUGCUCCUGACCUUGCCUCAGGUGCCGCUGGCAGUGCCAGCUUCAAACUGUUUGGCGACAUUGAGCCACUGCCGUUGGAUCUCAGCGGCGAGGUGGCGCUGGCUGGCAGCAGCAGCAAGCAAGAGCAAUUUUUCCGCCUAUUUGGCGAGAUCGAGCCGCUGGAGCUUCAUGAGGGCGCGAGCGCUAGCAAUGAUACUGCCGACCUGUCCUUUGGCGGGGGGCCGCAGCAGCAGUGUCCAGUUGGCAUGGCCCCUGCGCCGCACCACGAUUCCAUGGAGACCACUUUGCGCGGAAGCAGUGCCUUCUCAGAUGUGAUGCUGGAGGCAACGCGGGGCUCGCAGGACAUGGGCUUGGUGGGGCUGGAGGGCAGGCGACAGUUAUCGGGGCCUCGGGAAGAGCUUUCACUGGCGCCGGCUGCGGCAGCAGCAGCAGCAGCAGCAGCAGCAGCAGCAGCAGCAAGCCAGCAGAGACAGCAGAGACAGCACAGCAGCACUGACGACUUGGAGGUGGCAGCUAUGUCUGCACGCGCACCCACCAGAAGCCGCGACCAGCAGGCUGGCAAGCGUGGCGACGCACAGGAGGGCGGCAGCCAGGCUCGCAGUGAUAGCGGUGGCCAGGAGGACAGUGGUGAGGUGGAUGAGGAGGUUGUGUACAGCAGGCUGAUGCGCACUUUGAGCAGCAAGUCUCUGCGAGGCAUGUCGCAACGUGGCGGCAGCGUGGGUGAGGGUAGGCGUGACAGCGGCCGCUACUCCGCCGCGGCAUCAGCCACCACCAGCCUGUACGUUGGUGCGACGCGCGGCUCCCUCAAGUCUGGUUCGCUGGCAGCAGCCGCAAGGCAGCUGGCAGAGGUAUACAGCCGUAGCGAUGCCAGCUUGGCGGCGGCUGCCGACAGCAGCAGCAGCUCGCAGGCUGGCAACAGCCCGCAGGAUCUAGUGCUAGGUGCCGAGCCUGCUCCGCUGCCUAACGUGCCGCAAAGCGGCACGGCCAGCAUGGCCUGGAUGCCACGGCCCAGCCCCUUUGAGGCUGGUGAGACGAUGCCGCAGGUGCACAGCGCCCCGCCAGAGAUGGGGAGCAGCGCAUCAGUGGCUUAUGACGAGUCGUCAGCAGCGCGUGACUCGCCCAACGUCCAUGCCGCUGCAAGCUCGCGGAUGUCAGGGCUGCCCUCAGAUGAGGCGUGGUUGCAGUGA